Phlebotomus argentipes is the source of this 2191-nucleotide messenger RNA. It is a transcript of the gene Start1, whose product is annotated as steroidogenic acute regulatory protein-like. The transcript has 10 exons. Lineage: Eukaryota; Metazoa; Arthropoda; Insecta; Diptera; Psychodidae. Gene Ontology annotation, molecular function: lipid binding. The record is from RefSeq and is a predicted model, not a curated record. Bases 407 to 2152 code for a protein of 581 amino acids.
ACGUCAAAGUCACAAUGGAUGUUGUGUGAAAUCACAAAUAAAGUUUUCAAGGGGGCAUUUUGAGGUGAAAAUCGGUGAAAAAAUACAAAAAUCCGUGGAAAACUAACAGUUUAGUGAUCAAAAUACAGGAAUCAACCUAGAAUAUCCGCAAAUUUCUCUGAAUAAUCCUGGUGAAAUCAUGAACCUUAGCUUCAUCCCCCUUAUCUUGAAAUACCUUCUACUAAUAAGUUUCCUGAUUGUCUUUGGAGUCUUCAGUUUUUUCGCGAGACUCCUCUUCGUUUAAACCAACCAAAGAGGCACAAAAUUGUACAAAAAGAUGAUGAGGAAUUUUUCGGUCAAGGGUGGCAUUUUGCGAGAUUGAUUAGCUGAGAGAAUGUGAAGGCCAGGCUUCGGGACAGGAUAAACCAUGGCUCAGCGCGGACUGAGGGAUGUUAUGUACGAGAGACAAUAUCCUAGUCUAGAUUUUUCCACACGUUCACAAUCGCACUCCAUUAAUUUAAUCACUGAGGACUUCCUGUCUGGAUAUCAGCAUGAUGGACGAAUGUCGGUUAUUCGGCGCUUCUUCUGCCUCUUCGUCACCUUCGAUUUAGUAUUCAUUGCUCUCCUUUGGCUCAUCUGCGUCAUGAUUACGGGUGAUAACAUAUACAAUGCACUUCAGACGCAAGUUAUUCACUACACAAUCUACACGUCACUAUUCGACGUUGUCAUGGCCGCAAUUUGCAGAUUUGUGGUCCUCAUCCUCUUUUAUGCCAUACUUUACAUCAACCACUGGAUCAUCAUUGCGGUGAGUACAUAUUCAAUGUUUCGCGAUGGCGAUAAGAAUUUGCUGAGAUGUGGUCUGUUUUGCUUAUCAUUGAGCACGACAAAAGUUUUAAUGCUUUCGAAAUCUCUAUUUCAGGCUUCAACGUCGGGUUCUUGUGCAUUUCUGAUAUCGAAAGUCUUCGUCUACAAUUGGGCAGACUCUCCUCAGCCCGUGUUUCAGGUCCUCUUGAUCGUUGUAUCUUUCGUGAUAGCUUGGGGAGAGGCAUGGUUUCUGGAUUGCCGGGUUAUUCCUCAGGAGCAGCACGCUCGCAGUUAUUUGGCCGCCAUUUCGUCCACCAUUGACGACCGAGGACCUCUUCUGGCGCCCUUUCUAGCCGCCUCAACGGGCACAGGGCGACGCACAGAAAGCAUAGCCAACUUCUACUCCCCAUACGAGUCCAUUCACAAUAGUGACGACGAAGGAGACAAGGACGAGGAGUACAAGAGGAUGGCUCUGGAGUGUGUGAAAAAGGCCUACGAGCUGAUUGAGAGUCAAGAUUGGGAACUGGAGAAAGUCACAGCGAGUUCAGACACUAUUCAAAGUAUUAAGCGUGAUAGAUUAGGAAAAAUUUACAAAUUGACGGGGCGCGUGAAUAGCAAUGCGCAGAGCUUGGUGGAGGAUCUCUUCAGCAAUAUUGAGGAAAUGCCCAAGUGGAAUCCCACCCUCUUGGAGUCGCGAGUCAUCCACAGAAUCGACCCACGCACAGACGUUUCAUACCAAGUCUCAGCCGCUGGCGGCGGAGGCUUCGUCAAGAGCCGCGAUUUCGUCAACUUGCGCUCCUGGGAAGCUUUCGAGGGUGGCAGAAUGGUGCAGGACGAAGAAGAGGGCGCUGUACUGUAUCCCAGAAGACGCUUAGACACUGUCCAGGAGCAGUCAGAGGGCGAGAGUUCGGUGAAGAGCGAACCGGCGCCAAAGAGUCCACAAAGUGAGGACGAAGGGUAUCAGAAGAGGGCUCCAAUGGCGUUAAGCAAGAGCCUGGGAGCCAGGGAUUUCGGCACGUCGCCUAGUUUGUCGGCUCAGGACAAUUGUGAAGAGGAGGCAAAAUUCCAGGACGCUCAAGACUGGCCCAGCAGAGCUCUGAGAGUGUACGUGAGUGCAGCCGUUGCAGUUGAAUACCCAGGUUUCGCAGCGACGAAUAAAUACGUGAGGGGCGAAAAUCUGAUAUCUUGCAUAGUGACGAGAGAAAUACCUGGAGAAGCGGAUUCUUGCAUUUUCGAGUGGCUUCUCUGCCUCGAUUUGAAGGGUUAUAUCCCGAAAUCCAUCCUCGAGACUGCCUACACAACUCUCAUGCAAGACUACAUGAAGUAUCUUCGUUGUCACUGCGAGGAAAUGUCCAAUCAGAAGGUUUAAGUGCCUCAAAUUGUGUAUUUAUUAAUUUCUCCAGAACCA